Thermochaetoides thermophila DSM 1495 is the source of this 2280-nucleotide messenger RNA. RefSeq lists its product as uncharacterized. Gene Ontology annotation, biological process: protein phosphorylation. Bases 1 to 2280 code for a protein of 759 amino acids. Gene Ontology annotation, molecular function: protein kinase activity; ATP binding. The record is from RefSeq and is a predicted model, not a curated record. NCBI's taxonomy places the organism in Eukaryota, Fungi, Ascomycota, Sordariomycetes, Sordariales, Chaetomiaceae. The transcript has 4 exons.
AUGGCGGAUGAGGACCUUGCUAAGAACUAUCAGGUGUUGGAGGAGUUAGGGCGUGGUAGCUUUGGAGUUGUGUACAAGGGAAUCGAGAUUGCGACGGGGGAAACGGUCGCCAUCAAGCAUAUCGAUCUUGAAUCAAGCGAUGAUGACAUCCAGGAGAUCCAGCAAGAGAUCUCGGUGCUCAGCACCUGCUCUAGCAAUUAUGUCACUCGCUACAAGGCGAGCUUCCUGCGCGGCCACAAGCUGUGGAUCGUCAUGGAAUAUCUGGGCGGCGGUUCCUGUCUGGAUCUAUUGAAAUGCGGCACCUUUAACGAAGCUCACAUUGCUAUUGUCUGUCGUGAGCUGCUCUACGGCCUGGACUAUCUUCACUCAGAGGGCAAGAUCCAUCGUGAUAUCAAGGCCGCGAAUGUGCUGCUCUCCGACACGGGCCGCGUCAAGCUGGCCGACUUUGGCGUCGCCGCCCAGCUCACUUACAUGAAAUCCCAGAGGAACACGUUCGUCGGCACCCCCUUCUGGAUGGCCCCUGAGGUCAUCCAGCAGGCCGGCUAUGACUUCAAGGCCGACAUCUGGUCCCUGGGCAUCACCGCUAUUGAACUAGCCAUGGGCGAGCCGCCUCAUGCCAACAUUCACCCGAUGAAGGUGCUCUUCCAGAUCCCCAAGAACCCGCCGCCCCGUCUCGAAGGGAAAUUCAGUAAGGAGUUCAAGGACUUCGUCGCCCAAUGUCUCAUCAAAGAUCCCGACUUCCGCCCGACAGCAAAAGAACUCCUCAAACAUCGCUUCAUCCGCAACGCCGGCAAAGUCGAGGCCCUCCAAGAGCUGAUCCAGCGCAAGCGCCUAGCGGACGCCAGAGCCGAGCACGUCAAGCUCCCCGUUUACUACCAAGAAACCCUCCACACCAUGGGCCCCAAGGACUCAGUCGACGAAUGGGUCUUCGAGACCGUGAAGUCCGUUCCCCCGCCGCCCCUUAACGGCAAGAAGGUCACUGUCCGCUCGCGCAAACCCUCCGCCAUGUAUUCCCUCGAAGACGCCAUGAAAAAGCUCGACCUCAAAGACGCCCCUCUCCACCCGCCCAAUACCCCAACCGUCCGCAAAGCCCGCCGGCAGCCUUCUUCAUCAUCAUCUCGCCGCAACUCCCUCUCGUCAAACCACAACCGACGUACCUCCCUCGAAUCUCCCCGCCAACCCCUCGCCCCCGCUCCCGCAAAACGCCCCCUCCAACCCGACAUGUCCUUCGGCAACUCGGGCUCAACCAUGCGCCUCUUCCGCCGCGUGCCCUCCGAUAGUUCUUCGUCUCAUCAUACUAUCAACAACCAAGGAGGAUACCUCAGCUCGUCUCCUUCGCCUACCAACAGCGAGUUCGCUACGAAUAACAACAACGAGAACCGUCCUCCGCCUACGUAUCAUGCGCCCGUUGAUGCGAAUAGCAAGGAGGCGCUGCUUGGGCGCAGGCUCUACGCUAAGGCCGUGGAGCCUUCUUUGGAUGAGUUGCAUGCGCAGACGGCGAGUUCGGUGAAGAGGGAGGCUAUUGCCAGGCUGUCAGAUGCGUGGGGGUUUCUGGAUGCGGUUGAUCCGGAGGGGGCGUAUCAUUUCUUGAAGGGUGUGAUGGCGGCUAUUUCGCUGGAUCCAAAGUUGAGCGCUGCUUUUCUUCCUCAACAGGUGAGGGAACAGCCAGGGGGACAUCACCAUCACCCGUCGACGCCCCAGAAGAACGGAAAUACCGAUGAUCACCACCAACAGCAAAACCAACACGGAACGGUCCUGAUUAAAUCCCCCCGCCCGGUCUCCGUCCCCGCACCAUCGGCAGUCUCUACCCCGUCUUCCCAUGCCCGCUCCCCAUCCGCUCCGAACAACCAGUCAAACGCAAGCCCAACUAAGUUCGUUCUCUCCCAAGACAACCCUUACUUACAGAACCAUCGCCGACGCGGCAGUUCCAUCGCCUCCUCCUCCUCCUCCUCCUCCCAGCAGCAACACCAACAAAAUGAAACGCCCAGUUCCCGUCCCGUGUCCCAUCACGAACGUGAAAAAGAAUUACGUACGCCCCCUCCGCCGAACACACCCCACCAUAGGGAUGAGAAGCACCACCGCGAAAAGGAGAGGGACAGAGAGAGGGAGAGAGAACGUGAAAGGGAGAAAGAGAGAGCAGCAAAUGCAGCACUGGAAGCAAAAUUCCCUGGCCGGCCCGCUCAACCGGGGAUGGAGCAUUGUAAAGCGCUGUCGGAGCUGCUGUAUGCGCGGUGGACGGAUGGGUUGAGGAGCCGGUGGGGGGUUUUGGCGGGGAUGUGA